Funneliformis caledonium is the source of this 138-nucleotide messenger RNA. The record is from the annotation of a GenBank genome assembly. NCBI's taxonomy places the organism in Eukaryota, Fungi, Glomeromycota, Glomeromycetes, Glomerales, Glomeraceae.
AUGUCAGAGCAAGAACAUUGCUCUCAAUUUCUUCACCCAUAUAUCAAUCUGAUUUUCUUUAAAAGAUAUAAUGAUUAUGAGAUGCAGUUAAAUCGUUCAGUUCAGGGCACAAAACAAAGGCCUGAUCUUUCAUGUACU